This is a messenger RNA of Zootermopsis nevadensis, 7335 nucleotides long. RefSeq lists its product as uncharacterized. The record is from RefSeq and is a predicted model, not a curated record. Lineage: Eukaryota; Metazoa; Arthropoda; Insecta; Blattodea; Termopsidae.
UACUUUAUGAAGUCAAAGCCUUUCAAUUUUUUUUUUUUUAAAUUUGUUUGUCUAGUCAGAUUCAAGCAGGGAACCUUUAAAUCAGAAAGACAUAAAAAUGGUUGGAAAAUGAAAGGAAUACCUGCUUCCUUCGUAUUUAUACCCUCCCCAAUACAGUGAUAAUGUAAAUGAUAGUAAUAACACUCACAUUUAGCUCAUUAAGAAAAUGUUGCUGGACUGUGUAUACCUUACAGACACAUUACAAUUACAUGAAGCAAACUGUUUUCUGGACAUUAUCCAUCGCCCAAGAUUAAAUAAAUAAAAUCAAUAAAAAUCACGACGUUUUGGAGAUGGGAGUCUAUCUCCGUCUUCAGGUAAAACCUACUCUGUUGGGCCCAAUCGAUAGAGCUAAUCCCAUUUCAUGAUGAACUUAUAAACAUUUUUAGUAUUCUGUCUUAUUGUAAAUUUAGUACAGUUUGUUAUUUUACAUCAGAAUCUUAAUAUUCUUAAGUUAAAUAUUUAAUUUCAGUGCCCUCUGAAAUGCUGAAGCAUUUGUUGUGAGGACUAAUGAAUUAUAUCUCAAAGGAUGAUGAGAGGCCUUGAUUAUAUUAUCAUUAUUACUUUUAUUAUGCGUCAUUAGCUCUGUGAUUGUGUCUCAUCUCAUAAGUCUCCUUUUAAGCAAUUAGACAUCUCUAUAUAGUGCUGAGAAUCUGUGAUCAUAUUUGUUCAAACAAAUAAGACAUAGAAAAGUCAAAUUUGUUCAGACAAGUAGAACUGAGCUCAUAUGCAUCCUCAUGAAUGUGAUGUUUAACAUUUCCAUUAAUCUAUGAUGUUACUGAACUGCCGACUUCUGUGUUUACUGCAUUAUAGAUCUCUUGGUGUUUAGGUGAAUAGCACCUCUCCUGUAUACCUUACUUAGAACUUUCAUAUGAAGUGUAAGUAUGGCUGUUUCAACUGCCAUGGAUGAUUUAUGGAAGAGCAAGAACUAUAUAUUUGUCCAGUAGUAUGAAUUUGAUUAGUUCAGGAUAGUUCUGCUUGUUUGGCAUAUGGCUGUUGUGUUCUCCAAAAAGCUGGCAUCUCUUCAUGAUAGCUGGGAAGAUGAGUACAUCUUCAUCCUGUAAGCAGUGUCCAUCAACCCAGUAUCUGCUUCAAAGUAUGUAGUGAAAACACUGACGAUGGAAUGCAGUUGUAUUGCUGUGGAGAGACUACUGCUGCAGAAAGGCAUCCCAUUACCGGCUCGUGAUGAUGGUUGAUUUCAUCUACAGAUUCAUGGCACUGCAGUGGAUUUUCCGUUGGCAGCAGCAUUCCGUCCGUCCGUUUGCCAAGUUGCUGCAACAUGUGUCAAGCAUCUUCGCGUUGCAAUGACAUCGUGUUCGGUUUUACGGAAUCUGUGGUUCCUCGAAAGCCACCGACCACAUUCGGAAUUGAAACACGCAUUUCAAAGAAGCCACAUUAUUAUACCGUACCAGAAAUGGCUUCAAGGCUGUUCGGUUUCCGUGCUUUGUCAUCAUUGCGACUUCGCAUUAUCAUACCGUUCCAGAAAUGGCUUCAAAGCUGUUCGGUUUUCGUGCUUUGGCAUCAUGCGACUGCUGUAAACACGGUUCGGUUCGUUUGGUUUUGUGAUGCCAGUUAUCGGGUGUCGUGGAGCUUUUCUUGAAUUGAAAUCCAAGCCCUUGAGAUAUGAGGAAUCUAGAAAUCGAGUGUUCAAAUUCUGAGGGUGCAGUAUGUCCUCAUGGGAGAGCUCCUCCCGCCGACGCAAUCCACAGUCCACUUCAUCACGACUUCGUAUGGAUUCAUACAGCACUACCAAUAGGUUGAGCCGAAACAGAGUAUCUCCUCCAAAGCGACGUGAACUGGACAAAGUAAUGAAGAAAGCACGGCGUGAUGGACCUAUGCAGAGCAGUUACUGGAAUAAGAAGCUCUUAGAAGUUGAAGAGAAGGACCCUAAUAGAUGGCGGCACAGUGGAUUCAAGGAACUGUAUGGUGGUGGAGGUGGUAACUCAUCACCUCAUGGUUCCCGUUCUAGUCACAAGAGAUCUCGUAGCCGGUCACGUGGUGCUACGCGGAGUAGCCGAACUCGAGUAAGGUCUCCUCCGCUUCCUGCAAGACCUCGAUCAAGAACCAGGGAACGAGACAGAGAGAGGGAGAGAUCUAGGGACCGUGACAGAGAUCGAGAUCGAAGACCACACACGCCCCAGCCACAAACUCAAAAGCCCCAGUCACAGCAACCAAGACGACGUACGCCCAAGAUGACAUCACUGACACCUAGCUCCCGUUCACUCAGCUCAUGCUCAGACGAGUCUUGUUCUGUAUGCUCACCUAAAGGCAACAGGAAGGUAGUGAAUUCACCGGCACCUGUGUCUAGUAGAGCUAGACAGCCAACGCCUCGGUCUAGGUCCAGAUCAUUUUCUGUGCCAAGAAAUCGUGCUAACAAUCGAUCACCACUUCCUUCAAGGAGUAGCUUAAGAAGGCAGCGUGAAAGGUCUGGACCUCCUAGUGAUCCACGAGGGCCACCUCCAAACCCACCUCCGACAACACGAAAAAGUCUGAAGACCAAACGUAAAGGAAGUAGAGACAAAAGUUCUAGUAAAAAGCAGAAAAGUGGUGGGAGCAAAUCGAGUCGCAGCAAACGACAGCGCUCUUUACCAGUGGCAGAAGGCAGCAGUAGUCGACGACAUAGUUCACCACCAGUUUCCUGUUCAGAUGAGAGUUCAACAUCGUCUGUGACAUCUGGUGGUGGUGUACCAAAACUCACAUUAUCAGAACGCUUUGGUAAGAUGGCACAGUGGUCUGUAGACCGAAGGGACUUGGAUGGGGUGAAGAAUAUGCGCAUUACAAAGGAUUCAGAUAGCUCAGAUCUGAAGGUUGUUAUUGAAGGUGAACGGUACCAUAGAGCACUUAGUCCCAUGCCAGUUAAUGAACGCCGUGUUGGUGCAGGAUACUUCCCAGAAUCCCUCCAUACUGGACCAAUAGGUUUGGAUGCCUGGGAUGAUGUUAGGGUUCGGUAUAAAUAUUACAAAGAUCGUGGUUAUCUUCGUGAUCUCACACUUGAUGACUACAUGAAGUGGGAAGAGUGGUGGUACAAAUACCAGGAGUGGCUGGAAGCAGAGAGGUACUAUGAGCACUGGGCAGCUGUUAGGGCUGAACAGGCUGCCCGAGGGGGAGGCAACAAGUUGUGGAAUGAUCAGGGCCUUAGGAAACGUAGGAGAUUGUAAAUUAGGAUAUGUUCACGUAUUUGCCAAGUUUUUCUCGAAUAAAUUUCUGUUUAUAAACGCUUUCUCAUUGAGUACUGGUACAUUUAGAAACAGUUUAUAUAACUUGAAUCUGGAUGUUAUGAGGAAGCAAUAGAGAAACACAUUUGUAUGCAAUGAGAUAUUUCUUUGGAUACACUAUAAUAGAUAAUGUUUCUGAAUAAAAUACCAGUUAAAAUCUGAUUUUAGUUUGCUUUCUGCUUGCCUACAUUUUUCUUGUUCAGAGAAUGUCUGAUGAUUUCAUUCAGUUCAUAUAUGAAAGAUAAAUACAUUAUGGGACACUGCAUGUCUAUCAUCUGCUCAUAAUUUUCUUGGCACACGUGAAAUAUGUUUAAUUUUGUGAGAGAGUUAAAGUGUAUAGAAUCUCUGCUUGGUAGAUUAUCGCCAUUGUUUAUACCUAUGUUGUAUUAUGUUAACGAGACUGCACUGUCUGGAUGUCUGGGAUGUGUGUAGAAAUGAAUGCAUUGUGUAAUUUUGACAAGAAGUCUGUAGUUCAAAACCUGUUUGGAAUAAAUCUUUCAGAUCUGUACAUAGUAAGUUUUUGCAUAGGAUCUGAAAUAAUUCUUCAUCUGAUAUUUAAAAUUGUCUUGGACUGGGUUUCGUGAUAAUACUCCUUCUGGAUAUCAUGGAAUAUUGAACCAGAACAAGUAGAAGAAUCAUUAAUUCUAAAGGGUUCUGAUGAUGGUAUAUUGCAAUUAGUGUUUCCAGAAAUGUUUGUUCUGUUUGGAAUACUAGAUGACUGACAAUAUUUAGGAACUCUGUAAUACUUCAAUAAUGAUUAUUUACUGAAAGAAAUAUUACCAUCAGGAAUUUAUUUGUUGUCUGUUGGUAUUUUACUUAGGCAGCUCAUAACAUUAUAUGUGUGCCAUUCUGUAGAGAUUUGUAGUACAGGUUGUGCUGCACAGAAAAAGUAAGUGAAUUUCUACAUUCUAUUUGAAUAAUGAUAUUAUUGUAUAUACAUACAUUCAUGUUGUAUGUUAGGGUUACCGUAUUGUCUAAAAUUAGUUCACAGUGCAGCAUUCUUUUCAGUGAAUUUUCUGAAUAAACGUUAUGUUUGGAUAGAAAUGACUGACAAUCUGUGAAUUCAGUGUAAUUUAGCAUCAGAAUACUAUUUGUCUUGAUCUAAUAUAUUGCCCCUUCACAUCACCCAACUUGCUGAUUAUGAAAUUCAAGGUACUGUUUAACAAGAAUUUGAACUAUAAGAUGAAAAUAUUCUGAUGACAAUCAUUGCUGGGACCAAAGCUCAUCACACACACCCUUAAACUUCCGUAAUUCCCCCAGUACUAAAUAUGUUGCAGAAUAAAGUUACUAGUGAUGUGAUGCCAGUAUCAUGUCCGUUUUCAAUUGUGUAGAUGAAAAUCUUUCAGAAGUAGUAUUUUAUAGCAAAACUGGCACAUCAGGCAGUGAACGAAGUGAUGGGCAAGCAGCUUCAUUUGACAGUGGGUUGCAUGAUGUGAAACAGUAAAUGAAAAUCUGGUUCCUGGGAAUCUCCUAGUGGCAUGAUGUUUAUACCAAAUUUUUUAUCUUAUUGCUUUGUAUAUGAGCAUGUGUGCAAAGAAUACAUAACCAUUAUCAUACAGGAAUGGGAUUUAAACCCCUAUAUGUUGGGGUUGCUGGCUGGAUUUUAACUUUGUGGUUAAAUGGUUUACCAGUAUGCUACAUUGACUCACAGCCAGCUGGAUUUUAUAUAAGGCUUGGCCACAGCUGAUAAAGGAUAAUUUACAUAAUCAUAUAAAUAUCCAAUUAUUUCUACACUCAUGAAUAUUGUUGCAAACAGGCUGUGUGUCACUUAUUCAACAAAAAUGCAUUAGCCUUCAUAAAAAGUAACUCUUGUGUCAUUAAUAUAAUUUAUGUUACAAUUUAAUUUGUCAGUCCACAAAAAUUAUUUAUACUAAGAUUUUACUGUACUUGUUUACUGAUUGUAACUGCAGUGUGCUACUAAUAGGAUAUUCUCAUUCACUACAUUUUUAUCACAUGUGAUAUUUACUUGUUACACAAGCUUGUAAGCCUGUGAGGGCACAUGUUAAUAACUCUUAAAUCUCAAUGAAAAUCUGUAUGUCUGAACAGCAUGAAGAGGGUGGUGGUCAGUGAACUAAGUCCCUUGAUAUUAUUCCCUUCCUCCUGUGAACUGUUCAUAGGAAGUCACUUGUAUGUGUAAUGUAUUGGCAUGAAUAUAACUCUUACACCAUCUAUAUUGUGGUAAGUUUUCACCUCUCUUUUAUUUUUUGAAACGAUUGGACGAAUCUAAAAGGAACUGGAACAAUUUGAGAAAUCAGAAUAUUAAAAUAUGUUCUGAAAGAAAAAUCUUCAGUAAAAGAACACUAACAUGGCAGUUACAAUUACAAGAGGUUACCGUUACCAGCAACAAGAGAAUAUUGUAGUUUGUCAUCUGCUUAAGUAUUGGUUUGUGCUCACAUAUUCUUCUAAUGUCAUAUUUUCCAUAACCUACAAAAAACAAUCUCAACAAAUCUGAGUUUGUAUAAAUGAUUGCUGUAAUAAAAAUAAACUUUAAAAUUGACUAGAAUUAGAAUCGGGAGGAAAGUGACAGCAAUGAUUUGGAUAUUUAAAGAGAUUGGAUAGAGCAAGGGUACUGAGAAGAGCAUUAGAAUUAAAAUUUAAAAGUAAGAUUACCAUGUAAUGACUCAAAACAAGAGAGUUCUGUCAAGUACUAAGAGGGCUUCUAAAAGAGAGGGCAAUGAACUAAAAAGGAAAGAUUAUGAGAAGAUAGAAAGUGGAGACUUUUCAUCCAUCAACCAAUAUAAAAUUUGAAUGAUGCUAGAAGAAGAAGGCAUGAAGUACAUUUUCAGAACACGUUUAUAUUCAUUCUGAUGUUGAACCUUAAGAUCUCUGCCUUUGCUGCUUUAAUAGAAAAAUAUUGAAUGUUAACUUCAUUCCAAAAUAAGUCUGCCAUGUUUACAAACAGGAUUUUUUGCUUGUAAUCAUUCCCUUGAAAAUGGUUUCAAGAAUUCAUGACAUCAUAGUCUCAUUGUUACUAGAUUGUGAUGCAUGGAUUAAAAUGUGUGGCUGUUAAAUAGUGUAUUUCACACCAUAACCAGUAUUUUCUCUUAACUAUUUCUGUGCUGAAAUGUCUUUUAAAAGAACAGAUCGUUUGUUUCAUCAUUAUCAUCAGCCUUCCAUGUUUUCAGCCCAGUGGCCUGUUACAGUCUGUAUGUUUCCUUUCCUGGUAAUUACCACUGCCAUGGGUGAGAAGCUUUCAGGAGAUAUCAAGACUCAAGAUAUGGGAGGGCAAGAGGUAUCUUCUGGUAUAUGUUCAUUUUCAAAUUAGAUUGCAUCAUUUACAUCAUGUGCAUUUAAGAAAGAAGUAUUUUCAGUCUUUAUACUGUUCUUCAAUUCAUUGUAGUAUUAUAUUUGCUUCAGUAUUGGAAACUUUUUUACAGGAUGUACCUUUUAAAAUGCAACCUAACAAUAAUCGUGUUCUACAGCCCAAAAAUGAAAUCAGUAACAGGCCCAACUCCAUGUUAUAGACUUCCCUGUGAAACUCGGUUCAAGGUCGCCAUGGUUUCCAGGCCACUGCUCACACCAGUUACACAAAAGCUGGGCAGGUGUGAAAAUGGUGUCUCCACAAGCAGAAUAUGUGUGAACACUACUUCACAUUGGAAUGAUCUGCAGCUGUUCAUGAUGCAUUUAGCAAUGUGUAUCCUGAUGAAGUACUGAAUAAGACGACAGUAUACCGACUGGUAACAACAAAAAUAUUUGUGUUUCUUGAAGAAGGUGGUGAACAUCUGCUAUAAAACUUUUCUGUAAGUUCUUAAUAAAUAAAAACUAAAAAAAACUCAUUUAUCAUGUUACAUUGAUGUCACCAAAUCUUACAAAUACUAUUGUAGUGAGGAUUGCAUUUUAAAUGAUAACUCCUGCAGAAACAGAACAUAGUUCCAAAUUAGGCAGUGUCCUAUUGAAAUUACAAAAUAUGGUAACCCUAAAUUACUGACUGCAUAUAGCAUGUUUUUAUAUUCAUGGAGUUUAUGCAUGUAGUUCAAGUGUUAAAUCUCUAACCACUAAUUAUAAAGCUGCACUAAUUGUAGAUGGCAUAUUGUAUUUGGUAUCUGCUAUAAACUUUGAUUAAAUACACCACUAAAAAGCAAAA